AUGACGUCUCCACAGGACAACCAAUCGGAUAACAAGCCGACCGCCAAGCUCACUCCAUUUACAUAUGAAAACGAUGUGUAUCAGGCCGGUCGCAAGGGCCAGAAACCCUCGAUCACCUUCAACUGCUUCGAGUGGGAAACCCUAGCCAAAGGUCGCCUCUCGGCAGAUUCAUACGGAUAUGUUUGGGGGUCCGCCGGAACCCGUGAAACGGACGACAACAACAAGAAAGCCUUCAAAAAAUGGGGGAUCGUGCCGUCACGUAUGGUCAAGAGCGACUUCCCGGACCUAAAAACCAAGCUUUUUGGCGAGACGUACGAUUAUCCGAUUGCAAUGGCACCGGUGGGCGUGCAGCGGAUUUUCCACCCGGAUGGGGAGACGGCGAGUGCAAAGGCUGCUGAGAAAGAAGAUGUCACCUACAUCCUCAGCACCGCAUCCGCCACGAACAUCGAAGAUGUUGCAAAGGCCAAUGGGGAUGGGUCUCGUUGGUACCAGCUCUACUGGCCUACGAAUGAGAACAAUGACAUCACGGUGAGCCUGUUGUCAAGAGCGAAGGCAGCGGGUUACAAGGUGUUGGUCGUCACCUUGGAUACGUACAUUCUUGGAUGGCGUCCUAGCGAUCUCAACAACGCCUACAAUCCUUUCAUUCGUCCAGACGACAUCGGUGUCGCAAUAGGAUUCUCUGACCCUGUAUACCGCCGCAAGUUUGAAAAAGAGCAUGGGAAACCCAUCGAGGAGGAUCUCGAAACUGCAGCCACAGAGUGGGCGCAUACCGUAUUCCCCGGUGUUAGUCACGGCUGGGAAGAUCUUAAAUUCCUUCAGGAGCAUUGGGAUGGUCCAAUUGUUCUGAAAGGAAUCCAGACGGUAGCGGACGCGAAGAAAGCUGUGGAAUGUGGUGUCCAAGGAAUUGUCGUCUCCAACCAUGGCGGUCGACAACAAGAUGGAGGUAUUGCGUCUUUGGAUGUUUUGCCGGAGAUUGUGGACGCCGUGGGAGAUGAUUUGGAAAUUAUCUUUGACUCGGGUGUGCGCUGCGGUGCUGAUAUCCUAAGGGCGUUAGCGCUUGGUGCAAAGAUGGUCCUGAUUGGUCGUCCAUACAUCUAUGGGUUGGCCAUUCAAGGUGAGGCGGGAGUACGCCAUGUGCUGAAGAGUCUCCUAGGAGAUCUUAACCUGACCCUCCACCUGUCAGGAAUCAAGUCGGUAUCUCCUGAGCAUCUUAAUCGAUCAGUACUGCGUCGGACUGAUAACUAG
Messenger RNA from Penicillium vulpinum, 1245 nucleotides. RefSeq names its product lactate 2-monooxygenase. Gene Ontology annotation, molecular function: FMN binding; oxidoreductase activity. Lineage: Eukaryota; Fungi; Ascomycota; Eurotiomycetes; Eurotiales; Aspergillaceae. The coding region runs from base 1 to 1245 and encodes 414 amino acids. The transcript has a single exon. The record is from RefSeq and is a predicted model, not a curated record.